AGUGUCCUAAAUAUCAAUCAAAAAAAAACAUUAACGCACAGACACAGAGACACAAACCUCUCAAACAAAAAACGACACUUGGCGUUCACAACAAGCCUCUGUUUUUUAAGCGAAGAACAAGGAAAGAGAAACACACGCAGCCAAAAGAAGCUACCAGAAACAGAAAUAGCAACAACAACAAAAAAAUAUUUAUAAUAUAAGAUUGUUGUUUUGUUUUGUUUUCAGACAAAGGAAACAAAAAAAAAAAUGGGGACCAAUUUGAACUUCAAGAAUAGCUUUAUUAUGGGGGAGUCAGAAGCUGACGGUAACGGUAACGGAAGGCCGCCGGGGAAUUUUCCGUUAACGCGGCAAUCGUCGGUGUAUUCGUUGACGUUCGACGAGUUUCAGAACACUAUUGGUGGGAGUGUAGGGAAGGAUUUUGGGUCUAUGAAUAUGGAUGAGUUGCUCAAGAAUAUUUGGAGUGCUGAGGAGACUCAGACUACGGCUAUGGCUAGUACUAAUACUAAUAGUAGUAGUAAUAAUAAUAAUAGUAGCUCAGUGAUUACUGGGUUUGAAGGGUCAGGUCCGUCAAGUGGGUAUUUGCAGAAACAAGGGUCCCUGACUUUGCCGAGGACUUUGAGUCAGAAGACAGUGGAUGAGGUUUGGAAAGAUAUAUCGAAGGAUGGGAGUGGAAAUGGAGGUUCAAGUGUGCCACAGGCACAGAGGCAACAGACUUUAGGGGAAAUGACUUUGGAGGAGUUUUUAGUGAGAGCUGGGGUUGUGAGAGAGGAAAUUCAAGCUCAGACCCAGUUGGGUAUGGUUAAUGUUAAGCCUAAUACUACUGCUGGGUACUUUGGAAAUUCUGGUUUUGGAUAUGGGUUUCAGCAAACUGGUGGUGGGUACAUGGAGAAUCGGAUUUCAGAGAUUAGUAGUAAUGGUAAUGGUAAUAGUAAUGGUCAGUUUUCGAUUCAGCCUUCGCAGAAUUUGCCGUUGAAUGUUAAUGGGGUUAGAUCGAAUCAGACACAAUUGUCAAGGCCACAACAGCAACAGCAGCAGCAGCAGCAGCAGCAGCAACAGCAGCAGCAGAAUCUGCAGCCACAGAUACUGCCUAAGCAAGUUCCUCCUGUGGCUUAUGCAAUGCCUCAGUUGGGGGGUCCUGGAAUGAUGGUUCAAAACGCGGCUGCGGUGUUGCAGGGUGGAGGAGGAGGGAUGGGGAUGGUUGGAUUAGGAGGUGGUGGUGGAGGAGUUACUGUAGCUGCAGGGUCGCCGGCGAAUCAGCUGUCUUCGGAUGGGAUUGGGAAAAGUAAUGGUGAUAUGUCAUCUGUUUCACCAGCUCCUUAUGGGUAUAAUGGGACUUUAAGGGGGAGAAGGAGUGGAGCUGUGGAGAAGGUCGUUGAGAGGAGGCAGAGGAGGAUGAUCAAGAAUAGGGAGUCAGCUGCAAGGUCACGAGCUCGAAAACAGGCUUAUACUAUGGAAUUGGAAGCUGAAGUUGCAAAGUUAAAAGAGGAAAAUGAAGAGUUGCGGAAAAAGCAGGCCGAAAUUAUGGAAAUGCAGAAGAAUCAGGUCUUGGAGAUCAUGAAUUCACAACGAGGAGUUAAGAAACAAUGCUUGAGAAGAACACAGACUGGUCCAUGGUUCUCUCAGCUGGACAACAUGCAAUACCGAUUGGAAAAGGCUCCAUAGUCUUUGGUCUUCAUGGACCUGACAUAAUCUCCGCAUGGAAGCAUGUUUCGGAAGGCCAGACUAUGAGACUAGCCUGAAACUUUCCUCUUUCCCUGGCCGUCAUCGCGGUUCUACAUUGCAACAUCUACCUUAUAUGAAAGUUUCUUUUGUUUGUGAUUUGAUACUAAUAUGCAUUUAUUAUUGGAAAAUCUGGUUUUGCAUCUCAUACAAAACACACGGCGGAAGUAACAAACACGGAUUUGCUUUAUUCAUGAGAGAUAACAUGUAAUCUUGAAUUUUAAAACAAUAUAGGAAGUGUACCUUGAUUCA
Quercus robur (English oak) is the source of this 1971-nucleotide messenger RNA. RefSeq names its product bZIP transcription factor TRAB1-like. Gene Ontology annotation, molecular function: DNA-binding transcription factor activity. Gene Ontology annotation, biological process: positive regulation of DNA-templated transcription. Lineage: Eukaryota; Viridiplantae; Streptophyta; Magnoliopsida; Fagales; Fagaceae. The coding region runs from base 247 to 1662 and encodes 471 amino acids. The record is from RefSeq and is a predicted model, not a curated record. Gene Ontology annotation, cellular component: nucleus. The transcript is spliced from 6 exons.